Messenger RNA from Acanthochromis polyacanthus (spiny chromis), 5920 nucleotides. RefSeq names its product trafficking kinesin-binding protein 1-like. Lineage: Eukaryota; Metazoa; Chordata; Actinopteri; Pomacentridae. Gene Ontology annotation, molecular function: GABA receptor binding. The transcript has 18 exons. The coding region runs from base 393 to 2948 and encodes 851 amino acids. Gene Ontology annotation, biological process: neurogenesis; endosome to lysosome transport; anterograde axonal transport of mitochondrion. Gene Ontology annotation, cellular component: dendrite. The record is from RefSeq and is a predicted model, not a curated record.
UGGCCUCCCCGGCCCCCUCCCUGCCCCCGGACCCAGACCUGGACCCGGACCCGGACCCUGAGACCGACCAGCGGCACACACAGGAGGAGCAGUAUGUGAGCGAGGGCGAGUCAAGCCAGCUCGACACCCACCAGGCGCCUCCCGACUGCAGGGACGCCGAGACCAUCACAGAUGUCUGCAACAGCACCGACCUGCCAGAGUUUGAGAUCAUCAGUCUUCUGGAGGAGCAGUUGCCGGUGUACCGGUUACGGGCUGACACCGUCUACGGCUACGACCACGAUGACUGGCUGCACACUCCCCUGGUCGCAGCGGACGCCAGGCUCGACCUGACCACCGAGCAGAUCGAAGAGACCCUCAAAUACUUCUUGCUAUGUGCAGACAGAGUGGGCCAGAUGACGAAGACCUACAAUGACAUUGACGCUGUCACACGUUUGUUGGAGGAGAAAGAGAGAGAUCUGGAGCUGGCUGCAAAGAUCGGCCAGUCGCUCCUGAAGAAGAACCGAACUCUGACUGAGCAGAAUGACUAUUUGGAGGAGCAAGUGGGGCAAAUCACGGAGGAGGUGGCCCAGCUGCACCAUGAGCUGAACCUGAAGGAUGAGCUGCUGCAGUUUUACACCAAUGCAGCUGAGGAGAGCGAGGACGAGUCCAGCAGCUCCCCAACGGGUAAAAAGACUAAAGUGGAAACAGCUUCUGGAGGCUUUGUGAGUGACACACUCCAGAGAAAACUCAAAGAGCUGGAAGAGGAGAACCUGUCACUGCGCUCAGAGGCUAACCAUCUCAAGUCGGAGACCGAAACCUAUGAAGAAAAGGAGCAACAGCUUGUCAAUGACUGUGUCAAAGAACUCAGGUUGUCCAGCCUCCAAAUCUCCACCAUAGCAGAAGAACUGGCUCGUAAGACUGAGGAUGCUUCACGACAGCAGGAAGAGAUCACACACCUCCUCUCUCAGAUCGUAGAUCUGCAAAAGAAAGCCAAAUCUUAUGCAGUGGAAAAUGAGGAGCUGUCUCAGCACCUGAUGGCAGCUAAAGAUGCUCAAAGGCAGCUCACAGCAGAGCUCCAGGAGUUGGAGGAGAAGUACUCCGAGUGUAUCGAGAUGCUGCAUGAAGCUCAGGAGGAGCUAAAGAACCUGAGGAACAGAAACUACUCUGCAGGAACCCCCCGCCGCUACCACCCACUGGGGCUGUACCCGAUGGAUUCUCUGGCCGCUGAGAUUGAGGGAACCAUGAGGAAAGAGCUGAGUCUGGAUGACCCUGAGUGUGAAGAACAGAAGAGCCAUCGGAAGCGUGUGUUUGAGACGGUUAAAAACGUUAACCAGACAGUUCGUCAGAGAUCACUGACUCCAACCAGCGCCAACAUCCCGGGAUCCAACCAGUCUCUGUCAGCUCGAACAUCCCCUCAGUCCAGUGGUCUCUCCACUCCCCACUCAAGUAUGUAUGGAGGUGACCUCAGUGGAGACGGCUUCGCCCUUGACAACCGAACACAGAGCAUCCUGAUGGAGACGGCAUCCAGUCAGGACAGUGCAGAGGCCCGAGAGAAGAAGUCGACUGGUGCUGAGGACCUUCGGCUGGCCCUCCGUCGUCUGUCUCUGCGACGACAAAACAACUUGAGCGAGAGGCGCUUCUUUGAAGAGGAGCGAGAGCGGAGACGGGGAGGACACAUGGGACUCCAGGACACCCUGGGCCAGGAGAGUGUGUUGACCCCCUCCGAAAGCAUCAUGUCCCUCGGGAACCUCCACCUGUGGGCCUCACGAGGGCCUUACCUCCCCGAUAAACUCCAGAUCGUCAAACCACUCGAAGGCUCCGCCACCCUGCACCACUGGCAGCAGUUAGCUCAGCCUCACCUUGGUGUGAUUCUGGAUGCCCGGCCGGGAGUCGUGUCAAAAGGCUACAGACCACUGGAACUAGAGCUGGAGCAGGUAUAUCCAUGGGGUGGCUUUGAGGAGGAUGAACCAGGAGAGCAAUACUUCCAAAAUCUGCCCACCUCCUCAGCUUCUGCCUCCCCGGCUGUUCCCUCCACCUUCAGCACGGGCGACACCAACCUCGCCCAGCCUCCGGCCAGCCUCGCCCCACCUUCUCCGCCUUCUCCAUCCCCAUCACCGCAUCUUAGUAACACCGACGCUUUGGCUGCAUACUACCCUGGUAAAUGCAUGGCCCACACCAGCUCUACUUACACCUUUACAACCUGUCGGAUCCUCCACCCGACUGAUGAGCAGACGCGGGUGACGCCAAGUCUAAAUCCAGUCCCUGCAUCGUCCUCCUGCGUUAUGACCAGCACUCUGUUGGGAACUCCUGCUGCUACUCCCUGCACGCCUCGCAGGCUCAGUCUCAGGCCCUCUGAGUCCUCAACUAACCUCAGAGAUGCAACACGCACCACCAGCACCUCCCUGGGCUUAGUGCGCCUUCUCCAGGAGAGAGGAAUCUCAGCAGCCAUGUAUCACCAGAGCCAGGGCCUGGAGCACGGUCAGGGCAGCGGAGGAGUCCUCUUCAGCACCUCCAUUGCCCCAAACCGACCCCCCAACCCUGACCCUCUGCGACCCUCUACCCCUCCAAACUCCCCCACAAGACAGGGAGCUUCAGCUGUGCCGACCUCCGCAGGCUUCGACUUCAAGAGUCCCUCGUAUGACAACUUCCUGGCCUCCAAACCGGCCCGGUCCAUUCUGAAGGAAGUGACGGGGGGGAUGAGAGGCCGGCAGAGAGGGAGGGACUGUGAAAGUCAAACAGACGUUAGUGUGACCGUCCACAACCUCAACCUGCUGGACAAGGUGAAGCGGUUGGGUGUCGCUGGAGCUUCGGGGGGCAGAGCGGUGAGUCCCAGCCCCAUCCUGGGGCCUCUGGGGGGGCUGCGCAGAUCUGGCUCCCCUUUCGGGCCCGAUGGAAUAAGAAGGAACCGGAGUUAUCCAGGCAUGGUUGGAGCCAGCAUGGUCAUGAAAGCCCCGGGGCCUCAGGAGUAGUCUGGACUGCUGCUGACCAUCAGGGUGACAGAGAAGGAGCCAGGCAGAAUAAAGGACCGGCUGCUGAGCAGUCAGCUGGAGCCCCAACACGGACUGACCAGGUUCAUACUGUGCGACUACAACAUGGUACCACUGACCCAUUUCCACCUGGAUGCUAUCCACUCUUUAAAGCUUUUAAGUGGCAAGUCAUGCUUAAAAUACAAGCAAAAUAACGAAGGAUUAGUUCACCCAAAAUACAACAACAUACAGCAGUCAGCCACAACAUUAGAACCACUGACCUGAUAUUGUGUAGAUGUAGUGGGUCACAAUGUCCUGAAGCUUGGUCAACAGCUAUGUUUAGGUCAGUGGUACAUGUCAAAGUAACACCCGUAUGAAUGCCAGGACUAAGAGAUAAUCAGUGAUCUAUACUUUACAUGCCAGUGGUUUAGUCUUGCAGCUGAUUGGUGUAUUUCCUCAUACCCCUGUCCUGGUUUGGAACCAUAUAUACACAGUAUUUUUUGCUUUUUGUGCCCAGAUUUUGCAAUAUCUCUAAAAUUAAUGCUUGAAUCAGAAAUUUCUUACUACAUGCAAUUACAUUCAAAAAUGUUUGCAUCGUUUUUACUUCAGUGUCUUGACAAUGCUUUCAUAAAUUGGAGUGAAAUUUGGCACAGACAUGCACAAGCCCUUUAAACAGAAUUGUAUCCAUUUUGAUGAUCCUCUGAUCAUAGUGUCACCAUGUUAGAGUUUAACAUAUCUAAAGCUUUAUGCCCAAAUUCUGUUAAAACUAAAAUAAUUCCCAUUUACAGCAGCAGAUAAAUCUCCAUUUUCAAAUUAAGAUGGUGAACAGUACCAGCUAAAUAGCUUUCAUGUUCCCUGCCUUCUUUCUCAGAGCUAGGUUGACUCUCAGAUAUUAAAAAAUCUGGACACACAAAACUAGUUUUAUGUAAUUUAAUUUUAUAUAAUUGGGUGAACUGACCCAUUAAUAUGAGAAUAUAUUGAAACGAGAGCGACUGAGAUCACUCAGAUGCCUGCUUUGGAGACUGACUCUGCUGGCUAGAUGUAGUACUCCCACUCUUGCCUUUUCUGAAGCGCAUCCACAAAAUCCCACACACAUCCGGACACACACAGGUGCACACUGUUAGAUCUUCCAUUGCACUGGCUGGGCUAUUUGUAGUCGCUGUAGCACGACUAGACCAUGCUUUUCUUAUUCAGUAUGAUGGAAUUAAGAUCCACGUUUUAUAUCUGAUGAAAACUUUUACACCAAAUUCAUAAAAUCCGUCAUGUUCUUCCUCCCUCUCGUACCCUUACCUUAAUCCCUCUUGAAGUGAUUACGUUUGAGUCUGACACAAGUACUUUCAGCAAAUCACUGCAUAGAUUUUAUGUCAGUAUUAAAGACACACUGGUUUAGUUUCUUAAUUGGCCAUUAGACAGGGAAGCUGAUGGUGCUUUCACUGAACUGGAUGGAUCAAUACGUUGAAGCCACAGCUCACAAAGAGCACAGAGAGAGAUGAGGGGCUAAUCAGCCUUCACGGUCGGAAGCUUUUGGACAUUUUUCUUAAGGUUUUGUCGGAGAGAUGAAGCAAUAUAGUGCCUCAGCCUUUUGUGUUUGGUGAUUUAUGUCUCUCAUGCAGCUGUUAAGUAGCUCACACGACUGUAGUUGCACUUGUAUUUAUUUAUUUUGAAAAUUCUACCCUUGAUCGAAACAAUUUCUCCUGAAAAUCACAUUGUCUUACACACUGUAUAUACUGUUCAUUGUCACUGAAAUGUCAGCAAUGGCACACUUAAAAAUGAACUGUUAUGUGUAGUGCAUAACCAAGAACCACACGUCACUGUAAGUAUCGGGGUGAGCAUGUAGUCAGGGUUUUUUUUCCAAAUAAAAAGUUAUCAAACAAUAAUUAAUCUUUUUUUCCGCUCAUUGAGAUGUUAUUUUUUUCUUCAUGAAAAUAUGACUCAUUCGGGUCUGGGGUAAUCAUGACAGGAAAACGAUUCGACUUCUUUGCCCUCCUCCAGCAGAUGGUGCUCACAAAUAACUCAAUACGUAGUGAAUAUGUGAGGGUAGUACAUUGUGUUUAUCCAUCUGUCCACGUUGGUGCAGUCAUAAUCCAUUAGCCAUUCACCAUCUGCAGCUCCUGAGCUAUGAGGGACAUGAUGAGGGCUGUUUAAUAAACCUCUACUUCUGAGCGAGAGGUUAGCAAUAACAGAAAAAUGCCACUAUGACAGGCGGGGAGUGUAAUUAGAAGAGAUGAAACUGAUUCAAAUGCCACUGACAUCUAUCAUGUUGAUAUUUGUCAUCUUGGAAUAAUAUUUUGAUAAUUCUAUUUGUCACAAGAGCAACACUUCCAAAGCUGGAAGAGAAGAUUCAUAGUGAGGUGCAAACAGUAUCACGCUGUUUCCUCUUCUGGACACAGAAAUGAUGUGAAGUGUGGCAUUGGUUCUCAUAAUAGUUCAGAUAAGUUAAUUUCUGGUUCUAUUAAACAGCGAUGAAGAGGUAUUAUUUUGAUAUGUGAACACUUCUCAACAUCAAUUAAAAUGAAUGGCACAAGGUUUUGUUCGGACCAGUGUUGCCAGAUUUAAAAUUACUUUUGUAUUUGUGUGAUGUUCAACUACCACCCCUUAAACUUCCCCAACUUCCAUAAUUUCAAGAUGUCACAGCUUCAUAGUUGUGAAAUUCCACAGAGCAGGUUUGGAGCCCUUUUGGUUAUUUAUCAAAACAUAGUGUAGAAGUUUGUCGUCAAAUCAUCUUUUGCUGCAGAUAUCCUUAAGUUUAGUUUAAUUUGCUGUACAAAAAUCAUUAUGACUAUGUUAUUUGCACUGAUAAUGUGCUUUAGUGUGAUUUAUUUCAGGGCUCUUGUUUCUUUUGUUCUUUUUUAAUUGUUGCUAAAUUCUAAUUUUUUUUGACUCGGAGUCACAGACAAGAAUUCCAAUAUACCUGUAUUGUGAUGUACCUGUGCAAAUGACAAUAAAAUGUAUCGUAUUCUAUUCUUAUUAACUUA